AAAUUCGGCAACGUUAUUUCGAAUUCGCAAUAUGCAAUGUGCAAUAACGUUUUAUUUUUUGAAGCUAGAACUUUUUAGCGAUACAGCGAGAUUUGAAAUUUGAUUAAGCGAAAACCCACACCAUGCGAGACUUCUCAUCACUCAGAAAUGGUUUAGAUGAAUCAUUAGGAACAUUUUUGAUGUUUUUAAUAGGGUUUCACCUGUUUAAAAAGUUAAAUUCAAUUUUGGCGUUUGAAAGCCAUGCGGGUCACUAGUUGCUUAUAUAACUUCUUCCUUUUUUAUUUUUUACCAUCCAGCCCUAAACCAUAUUGCGGUUUAACACUUAUGCAGUUGAUUUCAUCUCUUUUCCCCACCUUUCAAUGCUUAAUUAUAGAUGAAAUCCCGUUUGUCCGGAAAAAAUCUCAUCUGAGCAGCAAAAGCUAAUGAUGUGACUAGCAAAAUUUUAUUUGUACAAGAGUUUAAUACGCUCAAAGCACUAAGUAUAUCGGCACAAACUUUUUCUCUCCUCUCUCUUUCCACUUAGCAGCAAACUAUAAAAAGUGUACGCUCAACAGUUGCCAGUAGCAGGUGAUGCAUUGAUGUAAAAAGACGUGCUAAAAAGCGUAGAGGAACCAAAAUAAACACCAGACAGUAAGCUUUGUGCAAAGCGUUUUCUCGCUUAUACAUUAACAUAAAACCAUAACAACAAAUCAAAAUGUCUGGAAAAACUGACGCCCAGACAAUACGCAAAUACUAUAAUGUCGCAUUGGAAUUGGUAAUGAAAUGUCGUCCAGUAGCAAUGGAAGGUUAUGAGAAAACCGAAGCUGUCUUUGACACAAAAGCAGCCUACUUUGAUUUGGUAACAGAAUAUGAUAAAAAAUUGGAGGAUCUACUCAUCACGGAGUUGCAAAAAGCCUUUCCCGAAUCAAAAUUCAUUGGUGAGGAAGAUAUGGCGGAGAAGAAGAAGAAGCCAGAGCUGACAGAUGCACCCACAUGGAUAAUUGAUCCCAUAGACGGAACAACAAAUUUUAUACACCGUUUUCCUAAUUGGUGUAUUUCAGUCGGUUUGACUAUACGCAAGGAAUUAGUGGUGGGUGUAGUGUAUUUACCAGCGGUAAAUGAAAUGUACUCGGCGUGGAUGGGACAUGGCGCUUAUCUUAAUGGGCAGCCUAUCAGUGUUAGCAAGUGUACUAAUAUCAAAAGCGCUGUUAUAGGGGCAGAAAUGUCACUUAUUCUGCCGGCACCUGUGCGAGAUAAAAAUGUUAAACGCCUGUGUAAGGUAGCAUCGAAUUGCAGUGGUUGCCGCGGGUUAGGCAGCGCCGCUGUAUCCCUUUGCUAUGUGGCGCGUGGCAGCAUUGAUUGCUUUUUCGUAGAGGAUUUGCAAGCAUGGGACAUUGCUGGUGGUGCCUUAAUAAUACGCGAAGCUGGUGGCUAUGUGUGCCAUACAAAAGGUGGCGAAUUUUCAGUAUUAAAACCCGAUUGUAUAGCUGCAGCAACACCUGAACUAGCUAAGGAUGUGAUAGCAUUGAUCGAGGAAGCUGAUCAGUUGACCGAAUUUACUUUUACGUGAAUAACUUCUAGUGAAUGAUAUCCCAAGCGAAAACCACCACAGUGAAUGUGUAAGGUUUCUAAUUUUCAUCAGAAAGUGCUACAAUUUAGUAAAUAAUAACUAAAAAAUAACUUAAAAAAAAAAUUUUAAGACAAGAAUUUAAAAUUGGUAAAUAAAAGGAAGAAAAAUCGACUCCCGCACCAGCUAGCGGCUAAA
Rhagoletis pomonella (apple maggot) is the source of this 1744-nucleotide messenger RNA. Its product is annotated as inositol monophosphatase 2. The transcript has 3 exons. Gene Ontology annotation, biological process: signal transduction; inositol metabolic process; phosphatidylinositol phosphate biosynthetic process. NCBI's taxonomy places the organism in Eukaryota, Metazoa, Arthropoda, Insecta, Diptera, Tephritidae. Bases 695 to 1549 code for a protein of 284 amino acids. The record is from RefSeq and is a predicted model, not a curated record. Gene Ontology annotation, molecular function: inositol monophosphate 1-phosphatase activity.